AAGAAGGUGGGUCCCUCCGAGGGCCCCUUGCCUCAGUUUACCUAUCCAGUCGGUAGACAGACGCACGGUUCCCACAGUCCGCGCGACCUCGUCCCGCGCCGCCCGCGUCAUGGAACCAUGGUCUGACCCCACCGCUCCCGACUAAGUUUAGAGCAGAAAGAAAAACAGCUUUUCUCGCGACGGCGCGAAAAUCCCUGCCUGGCCCUUAACCCUCCGCACCCAUUACCUGGAUUCUAAUCCAGCACCCUGUUGCCUCUUCUGGCCUCAGUUUCCCUAUUGAUCCAUAGGUUUGCUCUUCCAGAAACUUUGGGGAGAGGCAAGGGAGGUGUAGGGAGUCGCCACUCCCAGGGCUCCCCCUCCGAGCAGGUUUGGGUAUCCGCUGCCGCUAGCCCUCCUGAGCGUCUCUUUGCUAGCUUCCGAGCCCCGGCCUGGGCAGGGUAGGGUUAAGAGGCACCCGCUCUUCAGGGUGACGUCAGGAAGCGGGUUCGGAAGCCCCAGCUGUCAGGGGAUUCUCUGGGAAGCGCCGAAUUCGAAAAGGCUCGAGAGCAGCCGGACAUAGCCGACUAUUUCCGAAGAUACCCGAGUGAGGCCGGAAGAAGCCGAAUAUGCCCGAUUUGGGCCGAGGGCUACACGGGCUUGCUCGGAAACCUAGCGCAACCGGAUUUCGGCGAAGAUGCCCGUAUGCAUCCGAACCUGCCUGAGCACCGUCGGGCGACGUAGCCGGACCUUACCGAAUUCGCGAGACCGAACCUGUCAGGAUCAGGCGCAAACAUGUGUGAUCAGACCCAGCUCAGGUCAAACGUGGCUGUACGUGACCGAAACGGACCGAAUCCAGUCGAACUGGACAGAAUCCUGUCGAAUUCCCCACUCCCACUGCCAUCUGAGCCGAAUCCCCUGCCCCGAGUCUUCUGGCAGCUUUGAUCUGGAAAAUGGAUUCUCAUGUGGCAGAAGCACCCUGGACCCUCAGGCUGGGCCUGGCCUUGGCCGGGUCAUCCAGGCCACUGCUCAGCACAGCCAGAGGCGAGAGUCCUUCCUGUACCGCUCCGACAGUGACUACGAACUCUCGCCCAAGGCCAUGUCCCGGAACUCCUCUGCAGCUAGCGAUCUACACGGAGAAGACAUGAUUGUGACGCCUUUUGCCCAGGUCCUAGCCAGUCUGAGGACAGUUCGGAGCAACGUCGCAGCCCUCGCCCACCUGCAAGGCCGCGGGGCAGUCAAGCAGGCAUCGGUUGAGACCCCCCCAACUGGCAGUCAGCCCCCUCCACCUACAGAGGACACUGGGCAGAAGCUGGCUUUGGAGACACUGGACGAGCUGGACUGGUGUCUGGAUCAGCUGGAGACACUGCAGACACGGCACUCAGUGGGGGAAAUGGCCUCCAACAAGUUCAAGCGGAUGCUGAACCGGGAGUUAACUCACCUGUCCGAAACCAGCCGCUCUGGGAACCAGGUGUCCGAGUACAUCUCUCAAACCUUCCUGGACCAGCAGACUGAGAUGGAGUUGCCUAGGGUGACCCCCACGGAGAGCCCAAGGCCCAUGUCCCAGAUCAGCAGCCUCCGUGGGCUCCCCCACAGGGCCAGCCUCUCUGCAGCCACCGUCCCACGCUUUGGGGUCCAGACUGACCAGGAGGGGCAGCUGGCCAAGGAACUGGAAGACACCAACAAGUGGGGGCUUGAUGUGUUCAAGGUGGCAGAGCUAAGUGGAAACCGUCCCCUCACAACCGUCAUGUUUAGCAUCUUUCAGGAACGGGACCUGCUCAAGACAUUUCAGAUCCCAGCGGACACACUUGUCACCUACCUUCUGACCUUGGAGAGUCACUAUCAUGCCGACGUGGCCUACCACAACAGCCUACAUGCCGCUGAUGUGGCCCAGUCCACGCAUGUGCUCCUGGCCACACCCGCCCUCGAGGCUGUUUUCACAGACCUGGAAAUCCUGGCUGCCAUCUUUGCAAGUGCCAUCCAUGAUGUGGACCAUCCCGGGGUCUCCAACCAGUUUCUCAUCAACACCAACUCAGAGCUUGCCCUUAUGUACAACGAUGUCUCCGUGCUGGAGAACCACCACCUGGCUGUGGGCUUCAAGCUUCUGCAAGCUGAGAACUGCGACAUCUUCCAGAACCUCAGCGCCAAGCAGCGGCUGAGUCUGCGCAGGAUGGUCAUCGACAUGGUCCUGGCCACAGAUAUGUCCAAACACAUGAACCUCCUGGCUGACCUCAAGACCAUGGUGGAGACCAAGAAGGUGACAAGCCUUGGAGUCCUGCUGUUAGACAACUACUCCGACCGCAUCCAGGUCUUGCAGAACCUGGUGCACUGUGCAGACCUCAGCAACCCCACCAAGCCGCUGGAGUUGUACCGCCAGUGGACGGACCGCAUCAUGGCCGAAUUCUUCCAGCAGGGCGACCGGGAGCGCGAAUCAGGCCUGGAUAUCAGCCCCAUGUGUGAUAAGCACACCGCCUCGGUGGAGAAGUCCCAGGUGGGUUUCAUUGACUACAUUGCACACCCAUUGUGGGAGACGUGGGCUGAUCUGGUGCACCCAGAUGCACAGGACCUGCUGGACACGCUGGAGGACAACCGUGAGUGGUACCAGAGCAAGAUCCCCCGCAGUCCUGUGGAUCUCACCAGCCCCAAGCAGGGGAGCCCUGACCGAUUCCGCUUUGAGCUGACUCUGGAGGAGGCGGAAGAAGAGGAGGAGGAGGAAGGAGCUUUAGACUCAGAGGUCUCGGAGUCACCUGACACUGAGCGUACGGCCCCAGAAGCCAGCCCAGACCCUGGGGCCCUACUCCUGGACAACCAGAGGACUGGGGGCAAGCCCUGCGUGGACCAUGAGGCCAAUGUGAUGGCUGAGCCCUUUGGCACCUAAUGGCUCCUGGUGGAUGAGUGGACCUUCCAGAAAGAGGUCCCAGGUGGCCCUUGCCUUGCCUCCUCCACUUCCACCCCCCUCCCCACCAAGGGAGACAACCAGGCUUUUAGUUAGAGGCAGACCUUAGGAUCAAAUUGGAGGCACUUGGCUGGGGUCCAGUUUGACCCCGGGCUUUGCCGAGAGAGCUCUCCGAGGGACUGGACUGCAGGCAGCCUCUUCCAGCACCCUUGGGAUCUCCUUCCUGGGCUUCCACCCUCGGUGUGGAAAGAGGGUGUCUACCAGGCCCCUUGUCCACCUUCUCUAGCGGUCAUUCUGGAGGCACAGCCAUCACUUUAUCUUUUCAGUCUUGAUCCCGUAUUUAUUGAGCACCUACUAUGUGCCAGGCUCAUGCCUGUCAUGUGCUUCUAGGGUUGCCCUGCACUAGGUGGUGGCGAGUCAGCCACCAGCGAUCUACCGCCCCCCCACCCCAGGUACCUCCCCUUUGUCUGCCAGGCAGCUCCAUGCAAGAGAACGGAAACUUGAAUCGGAGAAUUUUUAGCACCAAAGCUUUGUCCAGAGCCAAACCUGGCUCAAGAACUCUGAUGCGGAGCAGUAAGGGGCAGGGAAGAUCGAGCUCUGUGUCGGGAACUGUCUCCCAAGACUGACUUAGCUUGUGGCUGCCUGUGUAUGGGUUCUUGCUCUAAGUCACUGUAGGUUCUGUCUUGGGGUCUCUGGUUCUGUUCUCCCGAGCCCCAGGAUCCCCUGCUGGGCCCCCUCCCACUUUCUCCCUCUUAUAGAACAGCAACAAAAGCACAGCCUUUUCGCCACACCUCCCCCAGCAGGUCUCUGUUUCUGAGGCUGCCCCCAGACUCCCAAUAGGGGGAAGGAGGCCUCUGAGGCUUUCUUCCCAGUCAUAGGCACUUCUGGGCCUCAGUUUCUCCUCUACGGCCUGAUCCUUGUACUUGGGUAAAUUGUGGUUGGAGGGUGGUGUCUGUGACCUUUCUGAAAUAUCUUAGAAACGUGGGGGCAUUGGACGUGUCUCUGGGGUUAAAUAAACCCUAUUACCCAAAAUUAAUACCAUGCCCACCUCAGGAAUGGGGAAACUGAGUGCCAAUAGGCCUUGUUGCCUGGUCAAGGCGAUGCAGCUAGGAGCAGGACAUUAGCCAGCAGCGCCCCCUGGAGGAGGGAGGUGCGGAGGGGAGGCGGGGUGAACCCGGGGAUUCUCCUUGCCUUAACUCGCUGUUCCUCAGGCUCCCUGCUGGCGCUGGAGGGGCUUUCCUCGCCCGCAGCAAAAGAGGCGCCUCUGCUUAAGUAUCCCGUUCUAUUCCCGCUUCCAGAAGCCUCAGUAUCUCCCCCACCGGCCUCUCCCCCCCGUGCCUGAAGAAUUAUAAUGGGACUCAAGUCGUGGAGCAGCCCCUCGCUUCAAGAACAGCUGGCUUCAUUCCUGAAUAAUUCCAUUGAUAAUUCCAUUCCAUUGAUAAUUCAGCAUCAUCACAAGUAAUGAUCAAAUUCCACAGAAGGAGAAUUAAAGUUCAUCUGGGUCACAAA
Molecule: messenger RNA, 4381 nt
Organism: Lutra lutra (Eurasian river otter)
Lineage: Eukaryota; Metazoa; Chordata; Mammalia; Carnivora; Mustelidae
Gene: PDE4C
Product: phosphodiesterase 4C
Exons: 15
Coding region: 674-2854 (726 amino acids)
Biological process (GO): signal transduction
Cellular component (GO): cytosol; perinuclear region of cytoplasm; nucleus
Molecular function (GO): 3',5'-cyclic-AMP phosphodiesterase activity
Source: RefSeq, a predicted model, not a curated record